Molecule: messenger RNA, 8347 nt
Organism: Zalophus californianus (California sea lion)
Lineage: Eukaryota; Metazoa; Chordata; Mammalia; Carnivora; Otariidae
Gene: FHIP1A
Product: family with sequence similarity 160 member A1
Exons: 13
Coding region: 518-3658 (1046 amino acids)
Source: RefSeq, a predicted model, not a curated record
CGCGCGGCUCGGUCACCCGCUGACGCACGGUCGAAAAGUUGCGCUCAAACCUUCUCCCUCCUCCUACUUUCUUCCUAGGGCCUGGCUGUUUGUGGAGUUGGAGCCGGGCGGGGAGGAGCCGGCUCCCCACACCACCCGGUGCCCGGCGCCGGUGGCGACUCACCGGCCCGCGCCCCUAGGACGGCGGCACAAACUUUCCCGGCUGUUUGGGGAUACUUGUCGGGAGAGUCCCGCGCUUGGAGGGAGGAGGAGCCGGGUCCGCGCACAGAUUUUGGAAGUCUUCUGGGAGUUUCCAGCAGUGCCAAGUGUUGGAGAAAUCUUUUCUGUCGCUCUGAUACAGUGAAGAGAGCAAAUACAGCUCAGCAGUAGGCUACUGGAGAGCAAUCACAGGUUUCGGAAGAUGACAGUGAAAUGUGAAGAAGUUACGUUUCUUAUGUGAUACUUGAAAGUUAGUGACUGCUUGCCAAGUUUUCCCGAAAAUUAAAUAUGACUUAGAAGCACUGAUUUACGAAGGUUUAUGAUGUCAUCGGUUACAACGGAAAACAAAUUCCCACAGGCCGUGAGCCUGCGGGGAGUUGACCCAGAAACAUGCAUGAUUGUAUUUAAAAACCACUGGGCGCAGGUUGUGAAGAUCUUAGAGAAGCACGACCCCUUGAAGAACACCCAGGCGAAGUAUGGAUCCAUCCCUCCAGACGAGGCCAGUGCUGUACAGAAUUAUGUAGAACACAUGCUCUUCUUGCUGAUUGAAGAGCAGGCCAAGGAUGCUGCGAUGGGGCCAAUUCUGGAAUUUGUGGUCUCAGAGAACAUCAUGGAGAAACUCUUCCUUUGGAGCUUGCGGAGGGAAUUUACUGAUGAGACUAAAAUCGAGCAGCUCAAGAUGUAUGAGAUGCUGGUCACUCAGUCCCACCAGCCUCUGCUGCACCACAAGCCCAUCCUGAAGCCCCUGAUGAUGUUGCUGAGCUCUUGUUCGGGGACAACCACCCCUGCUGUGGAGGGGAAGCUGGUUGUCCUGCUCAGUCAGCUUUGUUCCAUCCUUGCCAAAGAUCCAUCUGUUCUGGAACUCUUCUUCCACACUAGUGAGGACCAAGGGGCUGCCAACUUCCUCAUCUUCUCCCUUUUGAUUCCCUUCAUUCACCGAGAGGGGACAGUGGGUCAGCAGGCCCGGGACGCUUUGCUGUUCAUCAUGUCUCUGUCUGCGGAGAACAGCAUGGUAGCCCAUCACGUCGUGGAGGACACCUACUUUUGUCCAGUGCUUGCGACCGGGCUCAGUGGUCUCUACUCUUCCCUGCCCACAAAGCUAGAAGAGAAGGGUGAGGAAUGGCACUGCCUUCUCAAAGACGACUGGCUUCUGCUCCCCUCUCUCGUCCAGUUCAUGAACUCCCUGGAGUUUUGCAACGCCGUCAUCCAGGUGGCUCACCCCUUGAUUCGCAAUCAGCUUGUCAAUUAUAUUUACAAUGGAUUCUUGGUACCAGUCUUGGCUCCUGCGCUCCACAAGGUGACUGUGGAGGAGGUCAUGACCACAACUGCGUAUCUGGACCUUUUCCUGCGUAGUAUCUCCGAGCCAGCACUACUCGAGAUCUUCCUCCGUUUUAUCCUCUUGCACCAGCACGAGAAUGUCCACAUCCUAGAUACUCUCACGAGCCGAAUCAACACCCCAUUUCGGCUCUGUGUGGUGUCCCUGGCAUUAUUUAGAACUCUCAUCGGUUUACAUUGUGAAGAUGUGAUGUUACAACUAGUUCUAAGGUAUCUGAUCCCUUGCAACCACAUGAUGCUGAGCCAGAGAUGGGCCGUGAAGGAGAGAGACUGCUACUCUGUUUCUGCGGCCAAGCUGCUCGCCCUGACCCCCGUCUGCUGCUCCAGCGGGAUCACCCUGACGCUUGGCAACCAGGAGAGGGAUUUUAUUCUCUGGUCAAAGUGUACGCACACUAGCUCAGGGACCGUGGAGCAGCCACGGGCUGAGGCGUUCUCUCCGUCAGCCUGCAUCGUGGAGUAUGGCAAAGCCCUGGACAUCAGCUACCUGCAGUACCUGUGGGAGGCCCACACCAACAUCCUCCGCUGCAUGAGGGACUGCCGAGUCUGGUCCGCCCUGUAUGACGGAGACUCCCCCGACCCCGAGACCUUUUUCCAGAGUCUGACAGAGCCCAGUGCUCUCACCUCCCCCUGUCCCGUGGUCGGGCUCCCGCAGCAACUCCCCAAGAGGACCGGCCCCGCGCUGGCUCCCAGAAAGGAGAAGAGCCAGACCGAACUGGAGUGGGACGACAGCUACGACACGGGCAUCUCCUCGGGGGCAGAUGUGGGCAGCCCCGGGCCUUGUGAUGACCUGGAGGAUUCAGGCCCGCCGGUGCCCGCUGAUCCCCCCAGACACAUCCAGGAGAUGAAGAAGAAUGCCAUCCUGCUCUUCAAAGGGUCCUACAUCGAAGAGUCUGACUUUCAGGAUGAUGUGAUAGUGUACAGGUUGUGCGCCGAGAAGGACGCUGAGGACACCAGGAGUCCCCAGGAGGGAAGCGCAAGGCCCUCCAGCCCCGGCCAGACUGAGGAUCGGGGUUCCCCCCUGAACAACGGCCCCCUGCCCAGCCCUCAGUCAGAAACAGAUUCAGAGGAGGCCAGGGCCAGGGACAAUUCAGACCCACUUCAAAACGUAUCCAAGGAACCAAAACAAGAAGCUGAGCCUGAAGGAGCCCUAGAGUCAAACUCCGAGUUAGCGCCUCCGCUCUCCGAGGCAGAACCCAAGUCAGACCUGAUGGUCAUCAACCCGGCGGGUGAAGACUUCAUUGCCCAGUAUGACCAAAUCAUUAAGGAACUGGGCUCUGGCGCCGAGGGCUUGAGAGAACAGACUUGCCCCGCACCCGAUCUCUUGCAUCUCCCAAAAGAGCAAGAGGGGAAGGAAGAAGAGAGUGAAGGAGAAGAGGAGGAAGCGGAGGAGCGGGAGAAGGCCCUGGAGGAGGAGGAGGACGACGAUGCCGACUUUGAUUCUUUUAUAGCAGAAACCCCCACCACUGAUGCCGUGCCAUCCCCAUUUGGGCCGAGAGACGAGGCUGCCUUUGCCAGUCACCAUCCUGUGAGGACUCCGAGCGCCCCGUUCACAGGCCCAUUCAUCAGCGUGGUCCUGUCAAAGCUGGAGAACAUGCUGGAGAACUCUCUGCAUGUUAAUUUGCUGCUUAUUGGGAUCGUUACUCAGCUGGCCAGCUACCCCCAGCCACUCCUGCGCUCCUUUCUGCUCAACACCAACAUGGUCUUCCAGCCGAGCGUCCGUUCUCUCUAUCAGGUCCUUGCAUCGGUGAAAAACAAGAUCGAGCAGUUUGCUUCUGUGGAGAGAGACUUCCCAGGGCUCCUCAUACAAGCCCAGCAGUACCUGCUCUUCCGAGUGGACAUGUCUGACCUGCCCCCCGAGUCGCUAACCAAAGAUCCCAUUCAGGAUGCUUCCAGGACAGGAAUCGGCAAGAACCUUUUGGAUGGUCCCCCAAGAGUGCUUCAGCCCUUCCUGACAAAUAGAGCCAAGGUGGCUGGGGUGCCCCCAAGCCUGCCCCUGCCAGUGAGGAACACCAUGCUGGCCGCCGCCCUCUUCCCUGAGUUCCUGAAGGAACUGGCUGCCUUGGCCCAGGAACACUCCAUUCUGUGCUACAAGAUCCUGGGUGACCUUGAGGACUCCUGUUGUUAGCUUUUUUUUUUUUUUUUAAAUAGAGGUUCUUGUUUUUUAAGGUUUUAGUGUCUUGACUGAAUGUUAAAUGCAAAGCUGCUUACAAAAAUUUCUACUUUGGUAUUUCCUGACAAUACUUGAUUUGUGGGGAGGGCAAUUUUCUGUAUAUCUCCCCUCUCUAGACGGGUCUUUCCACCUUAUAUAGAAUAUAAGUCUCAUAAGCUGGUGGCUCCUUUGGCAGGUUUUCUUUCUUCCUCCUCAAGCUUUCCGAUUGUUACUCUCCCAUCCCUCUGAGUCACUCAUCUUGCAACUGAGAUCCCACAAAGCAAAUACUGGGGUUUGGUGGUUUCUGGAAGUACCCCAUGUCAGAAGGCUAAGCUGUUCCACAUAGCAUGUGAAGAAUGCACAUCUGCUCCGUUGCCUUCUGCAUCCUGGCUCCAUUUUAUAAAAGGGAAGAAUAAAGAUGGAGCCCCUCUUGCCUCCAUCACACAAGCACAUAUCUUCUGUCCCUUUGCAUUUUACUUCCAAGGUUUGCACUCUGCCCAACACGUUUGCCUUAUGGUGCAGGCAAAACCAUUGGUCUCAGCUCUUUGCCUGGGAAGUCAGAUGUAGUUGAGGAGAAUAUGGAAUGCAGGGAAAUUUUCUUGUUGCUUGAGAGCUUUCUUUAAUCAGUAUAUCACUACUUAAACACUGGAAAUAGCCUUAUUUUAGUAAGAUUUGCACAAAAUGAAAUGUACUUACGCAAACUAUUACAUUGUUUUUAGAAGUUUGAUCUGAUGAAGAAAGCAGGGUAUCAUAUACUUCUGUAUCAUUAUUUUUUAAGUGUUUUGUGAAAGGCAAACAGAUUAAUUUGUGCAGCUAUUUCACAGUGGUUUUUUUGGGGGGGGGCAAGGGGGGUGUACGGAGUGGGGGAAAAGGAUAAAGGUAAACUAAAUGCGGCCUGUAAAAAUAUUGGCGAUUAUUUUAGAUUCUGUUUGCGUUCUCUCCUAUGUUGCACUUUGCAGAGAAACAGGAACUGUACGGCCUCUUUGGGACCUGGGAUGUUAGUGCAAACAGGUCACGGGGAGCCCUGCAAAGCCAAGUGCCUGCCGGUGACUCACUGCACACAGAAAUGCUGCCUUCUGAGUAAUGGGGUUCAUUAGAAGGCCCCAACAUGACGUAUUAGUGCCUCUCUCCUGCUUUGCCGUCUGCUCCAAGAGGUGUAAUUAUACUUCGCGCCGGUCUCCUUAAGCCACCAAGAGGGGGAAACACACAAAAUAAUUGUGCGUUAAAAAUGAGACCAUGAACAGCUGAUGUUUGUGGAUAUUCGACCCCCUCUAUUUCAGGCAGGUGAGAAGCACAUAACAAGGGUGAGCCUCCCUGUUUAGAGGGAAAUUGGAAGUCCCAGCUCUCCUUGUUUUCUUUGUGGACAGGGCUGCUGAGUCCUGGGUGCGGCCCUAGGUGUGACGCUCGGAGUACAGGUCUGGGUUUAAUCAGGUCCCUUGUAGAGGAGAGCAGCGGGGGACAGACUCACAUCUGAGACCCUGCAGAGUCGAGGCUGCUGCCCUUUUGCCCUGGCACGGAUCUUGGAGCAGCUUUGUAUUGAGAGAGAGCCAGCCCAUGGAACGAGGCCCCUGGAAGACCUGGUCUGGGCGAGGAGGCUCUCAGCAGCCAGCCUGUUUCCCAGUCCAAGCAAGAAACCAAAGAUACCGACCUGUUGUCCGCUUCUGGCUUCACAUCCGUCUGUCUUGAAAAAUGGUUUGCCCCGCUGUCCUAUGGCAGCGGGGAAUGUACGAGGCCCUGCGGACGGGCCUGCUCGUGGCUUCCUGGCACUCGCUUGUAUUGGCAACCCCCCAGGUCUCCCCUGGAAAAGAAGGCGGCUUAAGACAGAGAAAAAGGAACAGGAAGGUGGAAUUUAAGCUGUAUUUUCCUUUAGCUUUGUUUUGCACAAGUAUUUAUCUUCCAGUUUGGACUUACCAGGUACGUGAAAGGCGAAAGUCUUAUCUGGGAAGUGUAUUUCCUUAGCUUUUUGAUGUGAUGUACACUUCUCUCCAUUAUCUGGUGUUGGUGUUGAUUCUUCUUCCGUCCAUAUUGCUUUAUUACAUACAGAACACCACAGUCCCCUGUGUAGAAGGUGCCCUUUUAGGAAAGAAAUUGCUUUUGUGCCUCCUAGCAUUUUUUAAAAUAGGUACCGAACUAGACUUACCUUAAAGGAGGACAGAGAUGACCAGUAUCUGGGGUGGGAGGCGGGAAAAUUAACUCCCAGGGUGGGAUGCUGGUAGCAAACUCACACGCUAACCCUAUUUGGAACUGGGAACUGGUUCAUCUUUCUGACUCCGGUAUAGGCCUCCUCCAGAGUAUUGUGUUCAGGGGUUUUCAAAAUGAAGUCAGAAAUUUGACCUGGAAAUACAUUAUGGAGAACUGGAUAAACCCCACAGGGUUGAGGGAAACAGCCGGGUAGCUUAGGUGGAGGACAUAGGAGAGGAGAAACCGCAGAGUCCUGAGGCUAUAAAUAGGAGAAGGGCAAAUCCUGAGGGGUUCAGAGGAAUGAACUUUGAUCUAGGCAGAUAUGAAGAACUAUACAGCAGGUGGGUGAUGAUGGGAAUUCCUUGGUGGGAAAAAAUCAUGGUAAUGAAAUAGAAUAUUCCAAUCAAAGUAAUAGGUGAGGCCCUUAGAAAUAUUUUUGUCAUGUUUGGGAAAAAGUUGUCAAGAUACUGGCAUGCUUUGAAAUGUGGCCCCUGGAGCAUGGUCGCUUUUCCACGUGACAGGCUCCCACUCAGACGCUGUGCUCCUUGCUGGAAGACACAGUGGGCGCAGACCCUUUUGCCGAAGCCCCGAGAGUGGCGUCGCUGUGUCUAGCCUGAUGGUCCUGGGCAGUGAAAGCAACUGGAGGGUUCCUAGAACCUCACACAUAAAUUUCAAUUCAUAAUGCUGGGUCUGAGGUAAAGUUCUAGAUGGAGUGAAUUUUAUGAUUCAAAGUGUAUGUGAGCAAUGGGAUAUUUAAAACUGAUUUUUAGAAAUGACCAAGGAAAUGUUUUUUAAAAUUUCAAUCAAAGAAACUCCAGGUGAGUUUAGCCUAAAAUACAGUUUCUUGGGGGUACAUUACAAUUUCCCAGCCAUGAAACGGGGAUGCUGGAGUAACCAGUUAAAGAGAUGUGAUUUUUGUUAUCAGUACUUCCUUUCCUUGGUAUUUAGAGGAAUCAUGAAAUUGCUGCCCUUUUUCCUAGUACCGUCUUGAAAAAUACUUUGAUGUAUUGGUGGGUUGGAACUGAGGUCUCUGUCAUGGGUAGGGAGGAUGCAUUCAGGUCUUUUAUGGGUCCUCAGGAGUACCUUUGUGGCUAGUGGCUUUGAUUUCGGUCAGAUGUAGUUGCUGAUUUCCAGUCCACUGAGACAUCAUGGAGCCCUGGUGUUGUCGGGAGAGCAUCCUCUUAGGAACAGAAUCCAGAAACAGGAUACGAGAAUAUCUGGGUUGCCCGAAUGUUCAAUUUGGGCAGCCAGCGGUACUCAGGGUGGAAAGAUGUUGUGACGUCUCUGAAUGGGCUUGGUUGCCAUGAUCGUGUUGGGUUGCCGCCCAGCUCUGUUCCGAGCUUCGGGGUUGUGGAAGGGCUGCACAUUUUCAAUCCGGAUCCGUGUGCCCGAGUCGCUUUCAUGAGGAGAGUGCUGCCCGGCCGGGGUGGGCCGUGUCGCGGGCGGGCUGGGCAAUGUGUGCAGCAUGAACUCCAGUUCUCAUUUAAGGGCAGUUCAGUUUAAUUGCGAAUGACCGGUCCUGUAUUUACUGAAAUGGCUAUCAAGCUUGCCAUUUUUAUGAAAGACGUUAUUGCAGGACAGCUAUUACUGCACGUGCGAGUUCCAAGUCCCCGGCCCGGGCUGGUGUAAAUUUGUGGCUUGCUGUGAAUCGCAGCCAGCUCUGCAGUGUUGGCUUUUCCUGGAAGCAGUGGUCCUCUGGUGGCUGGGGCCACACCAGCUCUAAGUCAUUAAGCAGAUAUUCUCAGGCCCCUUCUUGCUUCAGCCAUCAUUCUAUAAAUCACACAGCACUCCUUCUCCAUCAGAUCACAGCUUAACACAGAACACUGUCGAACCGGUUUAUACUCCAUCCUUAAAUCACAUCAUCGAGGAAGCAUUUUAAGAAAAUGGAGUUGAUUUUUUUUUUCCCCUCUCUUUAAAUGACCAUUAUAUAAACUUAAUGCUUUAGAAAGAGCUCUUUGGAAGACUAAGACUUGUUUUCGGGAUAAUUUUGCCUCAGUAAAUCCUCUCUGCGUCCAGGUAUUUAUUGGGCCAUUACUUGUUUUGGAGGACAGAUUCUCCGGCCGCUCAUUAACUGGAUAAACAGGGCAUUAGUGAAAGAUUCUUGGUGAGGUUCCACAGGGACGAGGACAGGGACACGAUGGGGGAAGCCUUUAGUUCCUUGGUGUCUGCACUUAGGAUCCCAAGACAGAUGAGGAUUUUAGCUAGGACUGACCCUUCCCAUCCCAUUGGGUUCAUUGUGAAUUUUGUUUCUGUCUUAUGACGUGUGAGUCAACCUGUCAGCCACACAAGUUACAAGACCCCCAGUAGGCAUGGUUGGUAUGCGCUUGAUGUGUAGUUCAGGCAUUUUUUGGGGAGCUGAGAUUUACUGUGUCAUUUCAGAACCUGACAAGGGCGAUGGAAACUCUUGGGCCAGAUUAUAAAUUUCAUGGAGCUGAGGCUGCAGAAGUCUGUGCUUCUGAGUGUGUCUGCUUUUUAUUGGGACAA